This is a messenger RNA of Myotis lucifugus (little brown bat), 2712 nucleotides long. RefSeq names its product collagen type VIII alpha 2 chain (gene COL8A2). The record is from RefSeq and is a predicted model, not a curated record. NCBI's taxonomy places the organism in Eukaryota, Metazoa, Chordata, Mammalia, Chiroptera, Vespertilionidae. Gene Ontology annotation, molecular function: protein binding.
GCCCAUGCACAAAGGACCCGUGGGGCCGCCCUUCCGCGAGGGCAAGGGCCAGUACCUGGAAAUGCCUCUACCGCUGCUGCCGAUGGAUCUGAAAGGAGAGCCUGGCCCCCCUGGGAAACCCGGGCCUCGGGGGCCCCCUGGUCCUCCUGGCUUCCCAGGCAAACCAGGCACUGGGAAGCCGGGGCUCCAUGGGCAGCCUGGCCCUGCCGGCCCCCCAGGCUUCUCCCGGAUGGGCAAGGCUGGUCCCCCAGGGCUCCCGGGCAAGGCUGGGCCACCAGGGCAGCCAGGGCUUCGGGGGGAGCCAGGGAUACGAGGGGACCAGGGCCUCCGAGGCCCUCCAGGGCCCCCUGGCCUCCCUGGACCCUCAGGCAUUGCUGUUCCUGGGAAACCAGGCCCUCAGGGGGUCCCAGGGCCCCCAGGAUUUGGGGGGGAGCCAGGGCCCCAGGGGGAACCUGGGCCUCCAGGUGAUCGAGGUCUCAAGGGGGAUAAUGGGGUGGGCCAGCCAGGGUUGCCUGGGGCCCCAGGGCAGGGGGGUGCCCCUGGACCCCCUGGCCUCCCUGGCCCAGCUGGCUUGGGCAAACCAGGUUUGGAUGGGCUUCCUGGGGCCCCUGGAGAUAAGGGCGCAUCUGGCCCUCCCGGGGUGCCAGGACCCAGGGGGGAGCCAGGGGCCUUGGGCCCAAAAGGGCCACCUGGGAUGGACGGGAUGGGGAUUCCAGGGUCAGCAGGGGUGCCAGGGCCACAGGGCCCAGCAGGGGCCAAAGGGGAACCAGGGACCCGGGGCCUCCCUGGUCUGAUAGGCCCCACUGGCUAUGGGAUGCCAGGAUUGCCAGGCCCCAAGGGGGACAAGGGCCAAGCUGGGGUCCCCGGCUUCUUGGGGGACAGGGGUGAGCCAGGUGAGGAUGGGGAACCAGGGGAACAGGGCCCACAAGGCCUUGGGGGGCCCCCUGGACUCCCAGGGUCUGCAGGGCUCCCUGGAAGACGUGGGCUCCCUGGGCCUAAGGGGGAGGCAGGGCCUGGAGGACCCCCAGGAUUGCCUGGCAUUCGGGGUGACCAGGGGCCCAAUGGGCUGGCUGGGAAACCUGGGCUCCCAGGAGAGAGGGGGCUUCCAGGGGCCCAUGGACCCCCUGGACCGACUGGGCCCAAGGGCGAACAGGGUUUCACAGGUCGCCCUGGGGGACCAGGGGUGGCAGGAGCCCUGGGGCAGAAGGGUGACUUGGGGCUCCCUGGGCAGCCUGGCCUGAGAGGCCCCUCAGGAAUACCAGGACUCCAGGGCCCAGCUGGCCCUAUCGGGCCACAGGGUCUGCCAGGCCUAAAGGGUGAACCAGGCCUGCCAGGGCCCCCUGGAGAGGGGAAAGUGGGGGAGCCUGGUGUGGCUGGGCCAACAGGCCCCCCUGGGGUCCCAGGUUCCCCAGGACUCACAGGCCCUCCUGGGCCUCCGGGGCCUCCUGGCCCCCCUGGCGCCCCGGGGGCCUUCGAUGAGACUGGCAUCGCGGGCCUGCACCUGCCCAAUGGUGGCAUGGAGGGCGCCGUGCUGGGCAAGGGCGGCAAGCCGCAGUUUGGGCUGGGAGAGCUGUCGGCCCACGCCACGCCUGCCUUCACCGCGGUGCUCACCUCACCCUUUCCUGCCUCCGGCAUGCCUGUUAAGUUUGACCGGACUCUCUACAACGGCCACAGUGGCUACAACCCGGCUACCGGCAUCUUCACCUGCCCGGUGGGUGGGGUCUACUACUUUGCUUACCACGUGCAUGUCAAGGGCACCAAUGUGUGGGUGGCCCUGUACAAGAACAACGUGCCCGCCACCUACACCUACGAUGAGUACAAGAAAGGCUACCUGGACCAGGCCUCUGGCGGCGCUGUGCUCCAGCUGCGGCCCAACGACCAGGUGUGGGUGCAGAUGCCCUCGGACCAGGCCAAUGGCCUCUACUCCACCGAGUACAUCCACUCCUCCUUUUCAGGGUUCUUGCUCUGCCCCACAUAACCCAGGGGCGCUGCUGCCCUGGCCUCCUCCUCUUUAGUGGUAGAGAGAACUUCUCAGUUACAAAGAACCUGCAUUUAAAGAAAAAACCAAAGGCUGAACAGAGGUGGGCACAGAGGCGGCCAUGGCCUCGGCCUUGGCCUCGGCCCGAGGAGACUGACUUGGUUUCUCCCUCCAUGCAGGCUGAGGUGGUUUCUGGAAGAGGCUGGCCUGAGUUCCUCCUCUCCCCCCAGUGUCUGUGCAGUGUCGGGGUUGGGAUCCCAUUCCUGCCCUGCCUGGCCUGCAGGCAGGGCCCCAGGACACUCGGUCCAGCGGUGGGAGACUCUGCCCCCUGAGUCCUGGGCUCUCCUGGGUGGUGAAACGCUGCUUCUCUGUGCAUCAGAGCUGAGGGGACUGAGCUCCCCAUCCAUCCCCUCGGGGGGACAUAUUCCCAAGCCCUGGCCUUCCUGCUGGCCCCCAGAUGGUACCUGCUCAAGGAAAGGGGCAUGGCCUCUCUGUUAUUGGCUGGGGCUCUUCCAGCUCCCUGGGACCUCCAGCAUAUGACGGUGGGUCCCCUGAAGAGUCUGUUUCCCUCCAGGGGUAAGGGAAGGAGGGGGCCAUUGGACCCCCUGCCAGGACUGCAAUCCCCGGGGUGAUGCUGUGGCAUCAGGCAUGUAGAGGUGUGGCCCCUUCUGCAGGCUCCUGGGAAGGGCCAUCCCCCUCUCACGGUGCCCGCUGCAGCCAUGGGAAUGGUGGUU